GGCGAUGAGUCAUCCGUCCGUCUGCCGCGUUCAGAGGGUCGCAUUUCGCAAUAGCCAUCCAUCCAUCCCAUACAUCCAUCCAUCCAUCCGCAGCCAGCCCGUCGAUAGACACAAUAUCAGUUAUUAGCAGUUAUGGCGGACCAAGAAAACCAACCCACCGUUGAGAAGAAGGAAGAAGGUCAAGAGGGGGGAGAGGAAGAAGUUGCGCCCUCUACCGAUGUGCACUUUGAGCCUGUUGUGAAAUUGGAGCAGCUGGAGGAGAUCAAGACUCUUGAGGAAGAUGAGGAAACAACUUUUAAAAUGCGGUCAAAGCUCUUCCGUUUUGAUAAAGCUGGCAAUGAGUGGAAGGAGCGCGGUACGGGUGACGUGAAAUUGUUGAAGCACAAGGAGAGCGGGAAGAUCCGCAUUCUCAUGCGCCGCGAAAAGACCCAUAAGAUUUGUGCCAAUCACUAUAUCACCCCAGAGAUGGAACUCAAGUCAAAUGUCGGGUCAGAUCGCUCAUGGGUAUGGAGUACUCUCGCGGACGUGUCGGAGGGAGAGCCGUCCCAUGAGCUGCUGGCCAUCCGGUUCGCCAACUCUGAAAACGCGAACAAGUUCAAGGAAGCAUUUGAGGAGGCGCAAAAGAUCAAUGCCAGUCUAAAAGACGGGAGACCAAAGGAAGAGAAAGCCGAGGAGAAGAAGGAGGAGGAAAAGGAAGACGAGAAGUCGGCGUAAUUGUCCAGCAUUAGUUUUAGAUGAAAGAAUACUCCUGAAGCGGCCGGUUAAGGAUCGGCCGGUUGUAUUAUAAAAGCUCCUGCAUCCCUCGUCCCCCAAUACACCCCUCUUGAUCAUUUAGAUA
Spizellomyces punctatus DAOM BR117 is the source of this 838-nucleotide messenger RNA. RefSeq lists its product as uncharacterized. Gene Ontology annotation, cellular component: nuclear pore; cytoplasm. Gene Ontology annotation, biological process: nucleocytoplasmic transport. The coding region runs from base 133 to 714 and encodes 193 amino acids. The transcript is spliced from 5 exons. Lineage: Eukaryota; Fungi; Chytridiomycota; Chytridiomycetes; Spizellomycetales; Spizellomycetaceae. Gene Ontology annotation, molecular function: GTPase activator activity. The record is from RefSeq and is a predicted model, not a curated record.